ACUCAACGCAACAAAAACCAGAAACAGUUACUUUUUUGAACCUUCGCCUUCAUUUCAGAUUCUCAAUAUCCUUCAAAAGCACCUCUCAGUAUUCGUUUGUUACAUUCUGUUCCUUUUUAAUUUCUCUUCUAUGAAACUGUGUUGUUAUAAAUAAGGAUUGUUUCUCUCCAAUAUUAGUGAUUUCUUAAAAAGUAACAAUGUCAGGUGUCGGUGAAUUACGACGAAGACACUCUUCUGCAAACACAAGUUCUGUAAACAAUGAAGAAAAAGUUAUUCCUCGUUAUCUUCGAGCUUCGAGCGGAUCCUGUCACGAUUUUUGCAAAUAUGGGAAGCAACUCGCACUUGAACCAAAGAAAAUGAGUUUGAUACCUAGAAUAGCUGAAAGGACACAACUUCACCAAAGUUUAGAAAAGAACAUCAGUGAAGAAGUAGUCGAAGUAACACCAUAUGUCAAGCGUAGAGCAUCAACUGAUUUUGAACCAACAAAGAUACCAUUGUCCAAAUGCAGAGAAUCAACUGAUUCUAAUGCCUUUGACACAAUCAAGAUAGUUAAAAUCGAACCAGACCGACCAGUUCAACCUGACAAUGAAGUCGUGGUGGUGAACAAGACUAAAACAUCAUUCGUCAAAGUGAAACAAUCACCACUUCUUCCGAAAUCCCAUUUUUCCUCUACCCUCAAAACAAGGAGGCAAGAAAUUUCAUCAAGGUCUAAGAUAGACAUUACACCAAAACCAAUUUACAAGAGGGUGAGAGCUUCAUCAAUGUCAUCUUCCAAGAAGGAGGAACCAGUUCAUCCAAUACCAACUUCUUAUUCGGCCAAAACUCCAUCGAAAUCAACUAUCAAGAAGAUGGGCAAAAUAACUUCACCUUUGUUGCCUUCUUCCUCGUCCAAAUCUUCGCGCAGAAGAGUUGUUGGUACUAAUAUGCAUAAGAGCCUGAAAACCACGUCUCGUGUUAAGAAUCAACCAAAGCCUAGAAAAGUUGAACAUGAGCAACACUGCAUUGAGGUUGAGGCUGAAGAAAAAACUCUGUAUGUCAUCGAGAUAGAAAACAAAGACAAUACGUUUCAAUCGGAUCAAAAUGAAAACAGGGAUAUUGAACUUUCCCGCUCUCAAUCAUUUUCAUCAUCCAAGUUUUCAUCAAAAGAAGAAGAUCAAGAGGAAUCUGAAUAUGCAGCAAGUGAAUUCGAGGAGGAUUCUUGUUUCGCAAGCAACAGAGAAGUAAAUAAGGAAAGUUUGGAGACUUUGGACUUGAAAGUUGAGGAGAAUGAGAAACCGCAAAAGGAAGAGAUUGUGAUUUGGGUUGAAACUCAAAUUGAGGAAAGUGGAAAGAAGAAGCUUAAGUUCAAAAGAGGCAAAGUGUUGAGGGAGAAUGAUGCAGAUUCUGAUGAAAACGGUGAUGGUGAUGAUAUGACCGGUUGCGAGAAAUUUGUUUUGAAACAUCAAGAUGUGAAUGGGAAGAAAUGUGAGCAAGGAUUGUUGAAUAAUGUGAUUGAGGAAGCAACAAGUAAACUGGUUGAAAUUAAGAGGAGUAAGGUGAAAGCUUUGGUUGGUGCAUUUGAGACUUUGAUCUCUCUCAAUGAGAAAAAGUCUUAAGCAAACACUAGUGUUUGUUUAGAUUGUAGAAGAGUUUGACAAAAUCAUGUUACAUUUACUUUGAUUUUGAUAAAAGUUACGGUUUGAAACUUUAACGAAAUCAAAGUGUAACCGUGAAUUUGUCAAACUCUGCUUAUUUCAAAGUUAGAGUUGCCUUGUUAUAUG
Lathyrus oleraceus (garden pea) is the source of this 1760-nucleotide messenger RNA. RefSeq lists its product as uncharacterized. The record is from RefSeq and is a predicted model, not a curated record. Bases 198 to 1595 code for a protein of 465 amino acids. Gene Ontology annotation, molecular function: calmodulin binding. NCBI's taxonomy places the organism in Eukaryota, Viridiplantae, Streptophyta, Magnoliopsida, Fabales, Fabaceae. The transcript is spliced from 2 exons.